UAUCCACUAAAGCAGCAGACCAAAAACCAAGGCCAACCAACCAAGGAAUAUAUCAUGUUAGAUACCAGGACCAUAUAUGGUCCGGCUUUCUAAUUUAUCUCUGAGACUUGAAGCCUAGGGAGAUUCUUCCUAGGAGUAGAAUCAGUCAAAGCUUUUUAACAAUCUGGGGCUGUUUCAACAAUAUAAAGAUCUGCUUCUCUAAGCUAGUUCUAACACAGAGAAGCAAACUGUUUUUGAGAAUGGAAGUAACCAACAAUUACAUUGUUAUCAAAUCCCACAUCAAUGGGAGUCCCAAAGAGUCUGAUUUUGAGACCAAGUCUGAAAUUCUUGCUCUAUCUGUUGACCUUGGUUCCAAUGAAAUCAUUGUGAAGAAUCUAUAUGUCUCUAUUGAUCCUUACCAGAUAAACAGAAUGAAGAGUAAAAGCUCUUCGCAGAAAGCUUCGAGUUUCGCAGUUGCUGUAGUUGUUGGCCAGGUUAUUGAUGCUUAUGGCGUGGGGAAGGUUUUGGCUUCUGCAAAUCCUGAAUUCGAGAAGGGUGACCUGGUUGUGGGACUUAUUACUUGGGGAGAAUAUAGUGUGCUAAAAGGAGAUUACAUGUUGAGGAAAUUGGAUCCCCUUGGAUUUCCUCUGUCAUAUCAAGUUGGAAUCUUAGGGUUUAGUGGACUCACAGCCUAUGCUGGAUUUUUUGAAGUAUGCAAACCUAAGAAGGGUGAAAAGGUGUUUGUGUCUGCAGCUUCUGGGUCGGUUGGAAAUCUUGUGGGACAGUAUGCAAAACUUUUUGGUUGUCAUGUUGUUGGCUGUGCUGGAAGCAAAGAAAAGGUAGCAUUCCUUAAGGAGAAGCUUGGGUUUGAUGAUGCAUUCAACUACAAAGAAGAGACUGAUUUGAAGGCAACUCUCACAAAAUACUUCCCUGAUGGAAUUGAUAUUUACUUCGACAACGUGGGUGCUGAGAUGCUAGAAGCAGCAGUUGCUAACAUGAAAAUCUCCGGUAGAGUUGCAGUUUGUGGGGUAAUGGCCGAGUACACGGAUGCUGGAAAACGAGCUGCACCGGAUAUGCUAGACGUUGUGUACAAGAGGAUCACAAUCCGAGGAUUUUUAGCAGCUGAUCACUACAAUGUCUAUGAAGAUUUCAUUUCUACUACAGUGGAUCACCUUCAAACAGGCAGUAUUCAGGCAAUUGAAGACAUCUCAACUGGUGUGGACAGCAUCCCAAAAGCUUUCAUUGGACUAUUUCACGGUGAUAACAUAGGAAAGAAGAUAGUUAAAAUUGCGGAUGAGUGAUUGUAUAAUCAUAAACUUUGCCUAAAAAGUUUGGAUUUGUCAUGUCCUAAUAGUGAUUGCUCAUUUAAUAAAAUUUACUUAAGAGAUUCUUCUUAAGGCAUUUCUGACAGAAUGAUUGGGUACCAGACUUUUGGAAGCAAACACUAAUAUUCCUGAUCAAGUUGGAAGUAAAUCCUAUGCUUGUAUACAUCCCAAGGGAUAGCUGCACCGGUAAUAGUGAUCAUCUCGUUCUAGGACUAUAUUGUGUGUUCGAUUAUUGACAGUUACAUUAGAAAAUAUACAUGCGGUCUAGGAGUGAGUUUAUACAUGCAUCAAUGUAUAACUCAGCUUUCUUUAUAAGACGAUUCAGCAAAAAUAAUGGUGCCAAAUAUUUGCUUUACAGAAAAUGGAAAGACAAGGCACAUGUUUUUCUCCAUAACCCACCGCCCCCUUUUUCUAGUAAUUUCCAACCACAAACAUGACAUAAUUUUUUAGGUAUUAGAACCAAAUAUUUAGGUAUUAGAACCAUACAUUACACAAAUUCAACAAAUUUGACAGGAUGAAAGAAUUUUUGUUAAAAAGCUAUUUGGUGCAAGACAUAAAAGAAACACCGAAAAUUUGGCUUUUGCUAUCUCCAGUUUUGAAAAUAUAUAACACGUAAAAGGGCCAACAAAUAUUUGUAGGAACCAUAAGGCCAGGCCUGUAGAUUGUAAAAUUUCUCAUUUUAUUUGUUUCUUUAGGAGGGAAAAAAAGAAAAAAAAGAAAAAAGCCUUUAUGAAUUGGCAAGUUGCUCUUUUAGCUGUCUAUUAUUUGCUAUAGCUAGCCAAAUCUCAUACA
This is a messenger RNA of Ziziphus jujuba (common jujube), 2096 nucleotides long. RefSeq names its product 2-alkenal reductase (NADP(+)-dependent). The transcript is spliced from 5 exons. Gene Ontology annotation, molecular function: oxidoreductase activity, acting on the CH-CH group of donors, NAD or NADP as acceptor. The coding region runs from base 240 to 1280 and encodes 346 amino acids. The record is from RefSeq and is a predicted model, not a curated record. NCBI's taxonomy places the organism in Eukaryota, Viridiplantae, Streptophyta, Magnoliopsida, Rosales, Rhamnaceae.